Messenger RNA from Equus caballus (horse), 728 nucleotides. It is a transcript of the gene LGB2, whose product is annotated as beta-lactoglobulin II. The record is from RefSeq and is marked provisional. Gene Ontology annotation, molecular function: small molecule binding. NCBI's taxonomy places the organism in Eukaryota, Metazoa, Chordata, Mammalia, Perissodactyla, Equidae.
AUGAAGUGCCUCCUGCUUGCCCUGGGCUUGUCCCUCAUGUGUGGCAACCAGGCCACCGACAUCCCCCAGACGAUGCAGGAUCUGGACCUCCAGGAGGUGGCAGGGAGGUGGCACUCCGUGGCCAUGGUGGCCAGCGACAUCUCCCUCCUGGACUCCGAGAGUGCCCCUCUGAGAGUGUACGUCGAGGAGCUGAGGCCCACCCCCGAGGGCAACCUGGAGAUCAUCCUGCGCGAAGGGGCAAACCACGCAUGUGUUGAGAGGAACAUUGUGGCCCAGAAGACUGAGGACCCAGCUGUGUUCACGGUCAACUAUCAAGGGGAGAGAAAGAUUUCCGUGCUGGACACAGACUACGCCCACUACAUGUUCUUCUGUGUGGGGCCCCCCCUGCCCAGCGCUGAGCACGGCAUGGUGUGCCAGUACCUGGCCAGGACCCAGAAGGUCGACGAGGAGGUCAUGGAGAAAUUCAGCAGAGCCCUCCAGCCUCUGCCAGGGCGCGUCCAGAUCGUCCAGGACCCGAGCGGGGGGCAGGAGCGAUGCGGUUUCUAGGCGAGCUCCGGCCCGUCCGCCUCAUCGGGGCCCCGGAGCUUCGGUUCCUCUGCAGAGACGCCAGGAGGGACAGAGACCAAGGCGGCUGCAGGACGUCGCUCCUCCUGGGCCCAGGCACCUCGGAUCCCGGCCUCCAUCUCCUGCUCUGAGCCAUGCCUCGUUCAGCAGUAAAGAAAUAAACC